UUUUCGUCCCUCAGCCCUCUCUACGUUUUCCCUUUUAGCGCUCCGGUGGGGGAAAGAGUAGCUUUGGUUGCUCUACGGUCAAUUAUGGUCCGAGUUCGGCAAGCAGCGGAAAGGUCUGGUCCAACGGCGGAAGAGGUUCGUGUUGUGGCUGUUUCCAAAACCAAGCCCCUUUCUCUCAUCCGUCAGGUCUAUGACUCUGGCCAUAGAUGCUUUGGUGAAAACAACGUUCAGGAGAUUCUCAAGAAAGCUCCUCAGCUCCCUGAUGACAUAGAAUGGCAUUUUAUUGGACAUUUACAGAGCAACAAAGUGAAAUCUCUUCUGGGUUUGUUCAGUUUUUCUUCAAAUCAUAAUAUAAACUUUAAUUGAUUUAACAGUUGGAAUGUUAGCCUUAUAAUUAAAGUGAAGCUAUGAUUUGAACGAUCAUUUAAAUGGUAAAAAUGUUGGGUUUGAUUAUUCCAAAUCUUAAAUAUUUUAUGUACUUUUGGGGAGUUUGUAAUUUGUAACUCUAAAAUAAAAGCUUUGUUGUUAUAGAGCAGAAAGGUUUAAUUUUGAAGAUAUAAUGCUUAAAAAAUUGUAAUACAGAUCUUAUAUUUGCUUUUUUAUUUUCCUUUUAAUACAUUAGGGUAUGAUUUUGAGGCCAUAGAUUUAUUAAUUUUUUGCAGCUGGAGUUCCUAAUAUAAGCAUGGUUGAGGGUGUGUACGGUGAGAAGUCCCUAUUGGGCAUUUACAUAGUAAUUGCUCUAAUUCCUUAGUCUCUAAAUAUUUUAAGGUUUAGCAAGAAUGUUAGUUUCAAGAAAGAAAGAGAGAAAGAUUAGUGCCAUUGAAGUGCAUAUUUUUGCCAUAACAUAAAGUGCAACUCAGCACCUGAAACUUUGAGUUUGAAGAAAUAUUAAAUAUAUAGGUAAGUAAGACCCAUUCUCCUUUCUCCUCAUCUUAAAGCCCCAAAAUAACUAAAAUAAUAUCCCACCGAACUCCACUUAAAAUUACCUUUUAUAUUAUUAUAUAAAUAUAAAUUUAAUUAGAAUCAAGGGUCUCGUGGAUAUUAGUAAAUAAUUUUCAAUGUUAUUAUUAAUGAGAGUCUCGUGGGUGUGUGAGUGUGUGGGAGAUGUAUAGCGGGAUGAGUUGAAAUGCUCAUUAUAACAUUUGAAUAACAAUGUGUAUAUUAUAGGUUUAUAUACACAAUUAUAACAUUCUUAACAAUUAGUUAUAUAAAACAUAUCGUUUAUAAAAUAAUUUACAAUUACUUACUAAAUUCUUAAACAAAAACUACUGGAACUUAUAUAAAACUAAUAUUUACGUGGCUCGCCCCGUAAUUCUCAUCUAGUAUAUAGAUAUAGAUAUAUAGGUAGACUAUUAAAACUAACAUAUUGCCAUCAGUAUUUAUUUUAGAUUGCAACACCAUUAUUUGAAUUAUUUGAACAUACAUAAAAAUUACUACACUCAAUAAUAAAAUAAGUUUUUCUUGAAUAGAUCACUUUAUUAAAAAAAUUCAAUUUGACUAUAAUAAUAAAUUAAAUUAUAUGAUUAUUUAUUAAAUCAUUGUCAUUUAUAGUAUAAAACACCUAUCAUAAAACUAAGUAUACGUGUCUUGCACGUAGCUUUCUCCUAGUAUAUACAUAUAUAUAUAAAUGCGUGCAUUAUUAAUUGAUAUUAUCUAUUAGUACUAUUAGAAAAAUUUAAGUUCUUAUGUUUUCUUUUAUUAUAUAAUCACACCAUUUAUCCAAUUAUCAAAUAUUUGAAUUUCUAUACUA
Molecule: messenger RNA, 1750 nt
Organism: Cannabis sativa
Lineage: Eukaryota; Viridiplantae; Streptophyta; Magnoliopsida; Rosales; Cannabaceae
Exons: 2
Cellular component (GO): intracellular anatomical structure
Molecular function (GO): pyridoxal phosphate binding
Source: RefSeq, a predicted model, not a curated record